This is a messenger RNA of Amoebophrya sp. A120, 5167 nucleotides long. The record is from the annotation of a GenBank genome assembly. NCBI's taxonomy places the organism in Eukaryota, Dinophyceae, Syndiniales, Amoebophryaceae.
CCAUAAUUGUCUUUGCUCGCGAUCGUGGUAGCCCUUCAGCCUGCUGAGGAUAUGGCGCCAGGGUAGUGGUUGGCCCCCUUCGCGCAAUAGUUGUCAUGCGGGCUUUUGCCUUGUCUUUUACAAACGUGGCCCGUAGAAAACUCCCGUCAGCCCUUGCUCAGAUCCAGACGGAAAUAGGUAGCGGAUUCUGAAACUGAUAGCCGACGCGCGAACUCGGACCCAAGUCCGCAAGCAAUAUUGGGACUCAGGCCGCGAGCUGCCAAUAUUGGAACUCAGACGCAAACGCAAGCCCAGAAGCGGGGCCGGGGCUCAAGCCCAAGCACGGCCCUCACAUUGGAACUCCAAGCGAAUUCGAGUGUUGGUCUGCAAAAAAUACAGGGGUAGGAUAAGUGUCGACCAAACAUCGGGCGAGGGCGACAUAAUUUCGAGCAUCAUUGCUGUGCUUCGUCCGACCUCGAGGCUACGCCUGGCAUGUUUAUUGGCGACGAGGCGCACGCUCACGGAUGGGUGGAUGAAAUUUUUGUCGAAGAGGGCAAUGCUUUCGAUCCCGCGACGCCAUUGUUUGGCGACGACAAAGAACGUACCAACAGCCUUAUCCCCGUUCCCGUGACGCUGCAGGAAGAAAAGCUACAACCGGAAAACGAAGAUAGCGUUUGCCUGCUGCUUCUCCCAGACGAGCUGCUUUUUCGCAUCGCGCUGUUUUGUUCGAGCGCGUCCUUGUGCGCGCUGGCUUGCACCUGUGAUGUCUGGCGGUGCUGCGUCCAGGACUUUGGCCAUCUGAUCCUUCGAGGGCAAGCGCUGGGGGAUCCAGUUCGCACACUGGAAGCGGAUAUCGUGCAGCGCUUGGUGACACGGAGUGAAGGCCUGAUCUCCGAACGGGAAGCAUGGCAUAUAUGGUGUCAACGCCGAGCGCUUUGGCGACAUGGAUCACGUUAUCUGCGCAGCCUCUCUACGGAUCUCGUGCGCACGCAGGCGUGCGCGGUAGUCGAAGGGCGUGGUGGCUUGCCUGUUCCAUUGCAUCGGUGUCCGGAUGUGAUGCGGCGUACAUCUACUCCAGCGACACGAAGUCGAGACACAUUUUUAGGCUGGCACACUGAAACAGGUAGAGAAGGAAACGUGAAAAACCUUUCGUACGUGGAGCAGCUCCGGUUGCCUGUGUGGUCGCCAAGGGUAGUAGCAGGGCACCAUCCUGGCAGGAGCAGUUGCAUUUCCGGUCGGUCUGCUUUUUGUGCCACCUGUUUGCACUCCUGUGUCUGGCCACUUGUCAACGUCAUUAUCGUGGGCAGCAAUGAGGGAACGUUGCGCGUGUACGGGCAAGUUCUGUUCGGAGCGUCUGCCGGCGCGCGGCCAACGAGGAAAAGUUCCGAAACUCCAGCCCAGUUCGGCGCGACGCCGUCGAGAUUUUCGCUAGAGGAAAACCUAGGCCACGGCCCACACCAAGAACUGUGCCAACUCGCAAGUGCGCACCGGUCGAGCGUCACGGGAAUAGCGUCCGCCCGCAGCCUGCUAUUGACUGUGGGUCUGGACGGAUUAUUUCGAGUCUGGCGUUUGGAGCGUGGUGUCGGGGAGCUAAAACAAGAGGUGAACACCCGGACGGCGAGCCCUUCGGCUGCAGUCGAAGCAGCCAGAACUCCUGCCGGAAGUGCUUUUCAGUGCUUUCGCCUACUCGAGAUAUUUCAGUGUCCGCUAUCUGGAGGACCCGCGAAUAGGUUGAGUAUUAUUUCCUACAUUGACGGGGACGCACACGCACUCGACGACGACGGCACCAGUGGGUUCAUAGCACUCACUGCUCACGAGGACGGGAGUGUGCGCGCCCACGUUGGUAAAGUUGUACAGGGAGCCGAUCCACAGGAGCUUCACCUUCAGCGGCACCGACACCAGCCCAGCGACGUGCCGCUACGGAGGCUGCUAGCCACUGUGAGCCGAGAUUCCAUGACCAUUGAUUCCACGACGGCUGCCAGUGGUGCUUGUUUCGACCCGUGCGAGCGCGUGAGCGAAGAACAAACGGGAAACCGCCUCAGUUUGAAUGCUUCGCCAGUUGUGUGUGGCCUUGAUCGCUUGCGAUGUUUGGAAGCAGAGCGCAUCAGGCGACUGCGUUUGUGGGAGCAGGAACCAGAGGAAAGCCAAAGCGGCCGUGCUUGUCAACGAACUGCGCCCGCGGUUUUUUACGACUGGUGCUUGCCUUUCUCCGCAGAGACGCAUGCGGAUUUAUGGUUACUUCCGGAACUUCCAGAGCAUCGGGAUCGCGCCACUUUUGAAGACGUGCUGCAGCUCGAUUUGCAUUCCAUCCGUGUUCCGGCCCCGACAACAGCAGCGGGGGGCAGCACGGAGGACCAAUCGGGGCCACAUCCGGUGGCACUUUCGUCGGGACGGAAGUUGCUUUCUCAAUCGAGGGCGAGUGCUAUUGGAGGCAAGUCGACGGAUAACGCGAGCGUCUUCAAGUCCAAGUGUUGCGGAGACGUGCGAUACCCGGGUGUGACUGGAGAACGCACGCCCAUUAUUUCACCGAGCGGCGCCCCGCCCAUGUAUGUAUGUACCCACCUGGAAGGGAAUUUAGUUUGCAGUGGUGGGUUCGACCGGAAAUUGCACGUGUGGGACGUGUGGAAGAACUCGCAGCAUCAUUUGUCGUUCUCCACCAAUGCUCACAUCGUGGCUUUGCAUGCCGUCCGGGCAAAAGCUUUGUUCGUUGGGUUGAGUUCUGGGCUAAUUCUACAAUUUCCGUGGGGCCAACUGGUGCCGCACACAACCCUGGUAGAAAGAACAUCGGCGGUUUGCGACGAGGUCAUCGAGCUCCGCGGCCACGCAGGCUCGGUAGAGGAUAUCUGCUACCACACUGACAAAUGCUAGUGCACAGCCGCAAAAAUGAAGAAUUGCAUGCCGACAGAGCGGCUCAUUUUUAUGAGCCAUUAUGUAUGUUGAUGCUCUGCAUUACAUGAGCAUUCUGAAAUGCUGAGUUUCCUCUCGAUGCCGCUUUUCGUCUGAGAUUGCACGAGGGAGCUUCUAUGGGUUGCACUACAGGUACCUCAACUGCACUUCCAGAUCUCAACUUUGAGACCUCAUAGCUUAACGUUGAGAAAUAUAUCUGAACGACCGGCGCACCAAAUCGGUGCCGCCAGCUCCGCUGGUUUCGGGUUUAGGGCUUGGGGUCUAGGGUCGUCGGGCAGGCCGGCAGCGAGUGACUGCCCCCCCCCGGCGGUUUUCUUUUGCUACCCUCCUAAUGUUGCACGCCGACCCGCGUCCUCUCGUUGCGCCCUGUGUUUCUCUAAACGCGCGCCCUUCGUUGUCCGUCCGGUGGCUCUCCUUUCUGCAUUGGCUUGCCGACCUUCACGCCGGCAACUUCUCGCGUGUGUUUAUCGUUGAGACCAGUCGUUGAGGUCCUCGGAAAGUCGUUGAGGCCUCCGAGGCCUUUGAGAUGAACUCGCUGAGAUCCAGCCGCUGAGAAUCCUAUAUAGCAACCACUUGCAUCGUAGGCCUGGUUUCAGUCUCGAUCUCGCCUCUUGCCCUUCCAUCUUGUUCGUGGCUGCUCGCAUGAGUUUAGCCUCUGUUUUUGUAUUACUUCGAUUGCCGCUUUCCUCUCUCGCAUUUUUUGAUCGAUCUUUUGCCCCUCCUGAGCGCACCGCAAGCUUCUCAAAUUGGCCCGAGUGGUGUGGUUUUUUUAUUUUGUUUCGACUUCACGGGGCGGGUGGCUGAGGACUUAAAUUUCUACAGGAGAGCUUGCUCCUGUCCUUUGCUUGCCCUCUCGAGUGUGGUUUCGUUUCCUGCGAUCGUGUCUGUCGUGUCCUCGUCCUGGCGCUGGUCCGUUAACAUAUCCCCCGGAUUGGGUUUAGUGCGGAAGACGUCCACGCCACGCGUUCUGCCUGCCUUGCUCGUGCGCAUACGUUUACGUACGUAGAUCUCCUGGUGCCCUGUGCUUUGAUUUAGGGUCGGAUCGUUCUCCGCAGUGCGGAAGCAUCGGAACCAGAAGGGGGGGGGGGCGCCCGGAUGGAUCAGAGCAGAAGGCCAUACUAGCGCUUCAAAUAUUCCUCCUUCUUUCACGUUUUUCCCUGCGUCCUUGCCUUUUUCCCGGGCCCUGCUGGCACCAAGCAGUUUUUCUUUCGAAGGGGGUUUUUUAUUUCUUGGCGUGGGUGCUGAUGAUAGCCACGUCGGACAUUCUGUGCUGCUUACGCGUCUUUGCCUCCUGUCUUCUUUAUCCUGUAGGCGAUGUGACUUCUGUUCUUCUUUCCAUUUCCGCGGCCGACGCAGCAUGGUCCCAGUUCCGCGGCCGACGCAGAAAGCGUCCCAGUUCCGCUGCCGACGCAGGGCUUAAAGGGUUUGCUUAGGGUUCCUGUUUUGGGUUUAUCGUCCAGCUGCGUUCGCAAAGAAAUAGACACAAAAGUGCUACUGCGCUCAUUGUGUUAGUCGGUGUGAUGUCUGUGCGCUCGAAGGCUCGCGUCUGCUGGUCAGCGCCUCUGCCGACGGCUACCUGCGGUUCUGGAAUGUGGACACCACGGCUAGUGAGCGCCAUAAAGCCGCGCUCGCGGUUAUUGACCUCCAGCGGCCGGUCCUACAGGUGCGGUUUGUAUUUGGUGCGGUGUAUCGGAAAAGCUGUGGCGCCGGUAGAGUCGGUGGACUGGACCGCGUCACGAACAACGCGGGUAGAAGCAGCAGAUCCGCAUCAACAUGCGCAGCCUCGUACUCGGGGACGAAUUCCAUUUGGCCUCCUGCUAUCCUGUAUCGCUGCGUCGACGGCGAGGACCUCGUGGGAGAUCGUGGCGACACAGUGGCGAAAGUCCGCGGGAUGCAGGCAAGAAGCGAUAGAAACACAAGAGAUUCGACGUCCGCCGGAGUACAUACGCCGCCCAAGUACGGUGAUGUCCGGCUGGAUCCGCAGCUGCUGGUUUUACCUAAGUCAGAUGCGCGGUCGCAUGUCUUGACUGCGCAGGCGUGCCCGCCUCCAUACGAAAUUUUUGCUGCCGACAUCGAAAAAGUUUUAGGCGAAUUUAGAUCACGGACGAACGCACGACGCCGGCUGGUAAUGGGCACAGCAUCUACCGCGGUGCCUCAGGUCCAUUCGCUUCCAUGCACGACGGCUGCACGGGCUCGGGGGUCCUUUGACCGUUCGAGGAAAAAGUCGCUUCCCAUGCUUGGUUCGACAGGAAAACAGCAUCGGCAGUACUUGGCUACCUGA